Molecule: messenger RNA, 851 nt
Organism: Drosophila sulfurigaster albostrigata
Lineage: Eukaryota; Metazoa; Arthropoda; Insecta; Diptera; Drosophilidae
Product: venom allergen 5-like
Exons: 2
Coding region: 29-790 (253 amino acids)
Source: RefSeq, a predicted model, not a curated record
ACAACAGUCAGUGAGUGAAUUAUUAAAGAUGCACAUUAGGUUAGCAGUUUUAGUGUUUUGCACUUCGUUCGUAGAUCAGCUGCUAAGUUCGCCUCAUUUUUGGAGCGUCCCAUUGUUUAAAACGAAAGUGUCAGUUUAUAGGACGCGAAGGAAACUAUCUUCGCCAACUCCACCCGAGAACUAUUGCCGCAAAGAUCUAUGUCCGCCGAAUGUGCAACACAUCGCUUGUGACAAUCCGUUUUGGGGACCAGAGUGUACAAAACCUCGGGCAGGAGUCAACAUGGACAAAAUAAAGACAAAAAUCGAAGACCUUCAUAAUAAUUACCGGGCAAAAUUAUCGGUAUCAGGUUUGGGUAAAUUACCCCUGGCUAAAGGUUUGCCGAAAAUCCAUUGGAAUGAAGAGCUCUCCAUACUGGCGAUGAGGAUCACAAACUUUUGCAAUGAUGAAGAGGCUAGUAAGUGCGUGAAUACGCCACAUUUUCUUCAUGUGGCCCGGAAUUCCUUUUACCACGAAACUACAAACAGUUCUAAGAAUAUAUCUCCAGAGAACUUUAUUCUUGAAACGAUUAAAUAUUGGGGGGACUAUUAUAAAUGUUUCGACCCGAACCAUGUUGAAAAGUUUCCCCCUGAUGCUUUGGAGGAUGAACUUGAAUUUGCAAACAUUAUUAAUCAAAAGGUUCGCUUUGUGGGUUGUGGCAUGUUGAUACGAAAUCCUGGUUUAUCUCCAUUUUACUAUGUCACUUGUCUUUAUAACGAUAAGGUUAAGCCUGGGCAAAAAUUGUACGAUUAAUUUCUUGUUUAUACAUUUAUUUAAGCUCUGGUACCAUAUAAUAAAAUGUAAAACAAAUAAA